UCUUCUUCUUCUUCUUUGUUUCCCAGCUGAACCAAUACGUAUGAACUCUUGCCCAACUCGCUUUUUGGGAGUGUUCCCUCUGACUUGCGUAGGUAAUGUUUUCACAUGAUGUCCAUGGCAUGUUUUUUGCGUAUGGAUUGCAGGAUGUUGGAGCCGGAGCCACCGUUUAGGCCGAGAGAGAAGCUCAUAGAGAAGCAAAAGUAUUUCCAAAGCAUCAACAAGCCCACGUACCUGAAGGGACCUUACGACAAGAUCACCUCCGUCGCCAUCCCUCUCGCGCUGGCCGCCACUGCCAUGUUCAUGACCGCACGGGGCAUCUAUAACAUGGCCCGCGGGAUCGGGAAGAAGGACAUGCUAUAGCUCUAUUUCAACGUACAUACGAAGAAGAGUCGGAAUGGUGUAAGACGAGGUUAUGUAACAUCUGUGUAUAAUCAAUCAAAGGACUACCUUUAGAUGUUGAGAGAAGUCGCGAUGUACCUAUGCACUGCAAGGCCUGACAAAGAUGUUCUUCACUAGAAAAUGCAAAAAAGCAAACCAUUCCAUCAUCAAAUGAUUAAAAUUCCAGCUUA
Syzygium oleosum is the source of this 569-nucleotide messenger RNA. RefSeq lists its product as uncharacterized. The coding region runs from base 106 to 360 and encodes 84 amino acids. The record is from RefSeq and is a predicted model, not a curated record. The transcript has 2 exons. Lineage: Eukaryota; Viridiplantae; Streptophyta; Magnoliopsida; Myrtales; Myrtaceae.